Messenger RNA from Dryobates pubescens (Downy woodpecker), 1908 nucleotides. RefSeq names its product collagen alpha-4(VI) chain-like. The coding region runs from base 1 to 1896 and encodes 631 amino acids. Lineage: Eukaryota; Metazoa; Chordata; Aves; Piciformes; Picidae. The record is from RefSeq and is a predicted model, not a curated record. The transcript has 13 exons.
AUGAAGGAGCCCAGGGCCUGCCAGGACCACGGGGGACAGUGGGUGUCUCUGGCCACCCAGGCAGCAGAGGACCUCAGGUGGGUGCCCAGCAGCACCCUUGAGCCACCUUUGCCUUUCACCCAGGGGCUGCCUGGAGCUGAAGGCUCCCCGGGAGCAGCUGGCCCAGCCGGCCCCAAAGGUGACAAGGGGCAAGCAGGAGCCGAGGGCUUGAAGGGCAGCGUGGGACCCCAGGGACCCAAAGGUGACCUGGGUGAGGUCGGCUGUGCCCGGAGAGGUGCCCCAGGCAGCAAGGGUGCCAAGGGUGCUCGGGGCCUGCCAGGAUACCCUGGGGCUCAGGGUGAUGGGGGUGAGAGAGGAGCCCCGGGGGACCAGGGGCCACGAGGGCUGCCGGGGCGCAGGGGUGAUCCCGGGAGCAGGGGAGAAGCUGGUGGCCCUGGCAGCGUGGGACCCCCAGGAGAGAUGGGUCCAAAAGGAUCACCAGGAACUGCUCCAUCCACGGUAUGGGAUGCUGGUGGUGGACUGGUUGGGGAUGGGGGGAAUUCAGCCCUGAGGGCCACCACCUCCCCCUCCUGCCCGCUCUACCCCACCGAGCUGGUGCUGGUGCUGGAGUCCUCCUCCACGGUGUCCCCAGCCCUCUUCUCCCGCAUGAAGGAGCUGCUGGCUCUGCUGCUGCGGGACCUGCAGGUCUCCCCCGCGGGAUGCCCGGCGGGGGCUCGGGUGGCCAUGGUAGCCUACGGGGCCAGCACCACCUCCCUGCUGCGUGCCGGGGAGGUGGGCAGCAGGGCCGGGCUGCUGGCUCGGCUCCGCCGCCUCUCGCCCACCCGCUCCGCCCGGCGGGGCCGGCUGGCUGCCGCCCUGAGCUUCGUGGGGCAGCACACCCUCAAGAGGGUCCGGCCGGCCGUCCUGGGCAGGAAGGUGGUCAUCUUGGUCACCAGCGGCCAGAAGCAGGACCUGGAGGGCAUCGAGGAGGUUGCCCUGCAGUACGAAGCUCUGGGGAUCGUGCCGGCGGUGCUCACCUUCGGCCCCCUGCCCGAGGUGCUGAAGGCUUUCCAGGUCAACAACCUCUUCCGAGUGGUCCAGCUGCCCCUGGCAGAGCCAGCCAGGGAUGAGGAGGUGCUGAGGGAGUCUGUGCUGCCCUGCGUCCUCUGCUUCGACCUCUGCCACCCCGGGGGCUGCCCCACAGCCGCGCCUGACCUGCUGGGCUUGGACUUGGCCUUCGUGGUGGACAACGCAGCCCCGGCGAUGCCAGCGGCGAGGCUGGAGGCCGUCGGGCAGCUCUGCCAGCACCUCCUGGCGCAGCUGGCAGGGCCGCAUCCUGCCCAGCACAGCACCCGCGUGGCCCUGGUGCUGACAGCCCCCUCCACCCCGGGGCAGGGUCUGGCCGAGAUCCCCUUUGGGCCUCCCAGCUCCGGGCGGCAGCUCCGGGAGCAGCUCCUCCUGGCGCUGGUGCCCAGGGUGGCCUCAGCACCCCUGGGUGGCACGGUGGCAUGGACCCUCCAGCACGUCUUCCCUCGGAGCUCUGCCAACCGCCUCCGUCUCCUCCUCGUGGUGGGGCCGGGGACCACGGCCCCGUGGGAUGGGGAAGCCCAGAAGGCUCUGGAAGCCUUCUCCCAGUGUGAGGACCUGGGGGUCUUGGUGGUCUCCUUGGGGCGAGCAGGGCCGGAGCGAGCAGAGGUGGCGGUGCCCAGGGUGCUGCCAGCCUGGAGGUACCAUGCCCUGCGCCUGGGCACCGUCCACCCUCCCGAGCUGGGCUACGUGGAGAGGGCAGCGCUGGGCUUCCUCAGGAGGCUGCAGGCACACAGCAGCCAGCGCCCCCCCGCCCCGGGCUGCCCCCAGGAGCUGCUCCCCACCAGCACUGGCACCGGUGGCACCUCCCCGGGGACCCCUGGGCGGUGAGUGAGUGGCACC